AUGGCUUUCUCAAAGAAUCAUAGCUUUCUUUUCAUGUUAUUCCCAAUUCUAUUGAUUCUUGUGACGAUGUCAUUUGCUUCUGCGGGGCUUUUACCUUUCUCUGCAAAACAUGUUGUGAUUAUAAAUAAACUUGUAACACGUGCAACAUUAAUUGUGCACUGUACAAACAAAGAGGAAGAUAAGGGAGUGAUUUCACUCGGACCCGGAGAUAGCUUUGAUUUUAGAUUUCGUGUUAAUCUUCGUAAAACAACAGUAUACACUUGUAGUUUUGCUUGGCCUGGCAACACAGCAACAUUUGAUAUUUUUAGAGCUGAUAGAGAUGAUAAUCCGAGAAGCAAAGUUGGAGUUUGCAGCGAAUGUAUUUGGAGCAUCUAUGAACCAGCACCAUGUAGAGAUAGACGUGAUGGAGGUCAACCUAACUGUUUCCAAUGGGCUUCUUGA
Brassica oleracea var. oleracea is the source of this 441-nucleotide messenger RNA. RefSeq lists its product as uncharacterized. The record is from RefSeq and is a predicted model, not a curated record. Bases 1 to 441 code for a protein of 146 amino acids. The transcript has a single exon. NCBI's taxonomy places the organism in Eukaryota, Viridiplantae, Streptophyta, Magnoliopsida, Brassicales, Brassicaceae.